CUAGAAGAGUAACCAAAUACAGGUUGUUUGUUUUUAAGACCCGGAAAGUGGAGUGGAAGUAGUACAAACGAUAGAAAAAGUGUUUAUUGGGACGACGAAGAGACUCCGGGGACUUAAGUAACCAACCACGGUCUCCAGAACUUACAACUUCCGCCAGAGACAGCGGCAGAAAUGUCCCUGUACCUCCUUCUUCUGGUACCGCUGUGGUUUAUUUACCGCUGGUUCAAGGAAACCAAACGAGUGCCCAACAAGUCGCAGAAGCAUGUGCUUAUCACCGGCUGUGACACUGGGUUUGGUAACCUUCUGGCCCGGCAUCUGGACAAGCUAGGCUUCUGUGUGAUUGCAGCCUGUUACACUGAGAAGGGGGAGGAUGAGCUGAAAAAGGCAUGCUCUGAAAGACUGAAAACCCUUCACCUGGAUGUCACCAGCCAAGACAGCAUCAACAAAGCUGUUACAUUCCUCACAACAGUAGUUGGGGAGAAAGGUCUGUGGGCCGUGGUGAAUAACGCGGGCGUGUCCGUGCCAUCGGCUCCCUGUGAUUGGCUCACCGUCGAGGACUACCGGGGCAUGCUGGAGGUCAACCUGAACGGGGUCAUCGCCGUGACGCUGAGCGUUCUGCCCCUCAUCAAGAAGGCCAGGGGCAGAGUGGUGAACGUGGCCAGUGUGUUUGGACGAGUGAGUCCCUUUGGAGGGCCGUACUGUGUGUCUAAAUACGGAGUGGAGUCCUUCAAUGACAGCCUGAGGAUGAACAUGGCACCCUUUGGAGUGAAGGUUCUGUGUAUUGAACCAGGAUUUUUCAAGACCAGCGUGACUGAUGUGUCCCUCCUGAAGAAAAACAUCAAGACGCUGUGGGACAGAUUGCCUCAGGAUGUGAAAGAUGACUACGGAAGCGAUUACCUACACAAAGUGGAUUUGAAGUUCAAUGACACCUUCACCAAGAUGUUGGAUGGAGACCUGAUGAAAGUGGUCAACUGCAUGGAGCACGCCGUGUCUGCCCUCCACCCCCGCACGCGCUACUCUCCCGGCUGGGACGCCAAGUUCUUCUGGCUGCCCAUGUCCUACAUGCCAACCUUCAUCUCAGACAAGUUCUUCUUGAGGGAUGCCGUUAAACCCAAAAUAUCGGUGCUGUAGUUCAUUUCACAGAUGAUGGUAGAGUAUUUGUGUCAUAGAGAGAGCCCCACUAGAGACUUUGCCUUUUUUAUAAUCACAGAAAGGUUUUGUUCCAGAUGGAACCUCAGUACGAGGACACCCUAAUGUGUUGGGGGGGGGGGGGGGGGUUGACGACCUGAGAGAGAGAAAUACUAGAAUAUAAGUAAGGAAAAGGAGGCUAGUGGAGGCUUUAAACACAUGUAGCCAUGCUAGCGCUAAAUCAGCAGUUUUGUUAUGAAAUUGUUAACACACUUUAUCCUUAAAUCAUUUGUAUGUGUAACAUGAACCCCAGUGUUUCAUAUAAUAAAAAUCAGUUGCUCAUGAAUCAUUAA
Messenger RNA from Hypomesus transpacificus, 1481 nucleotides. RefSeq names its product dehydrogenase/reductase (SDR family) member 9 (gene dhrs9). Bases 172 to 1131 code for a protein of 319 amino acids. The record is from RefSeq and is a predicted model, not a curated record. Gene Ontology annotation, molecular function: oxidoreductase activity. Lineage: Eukaryota; Metazoa; Chordata; Actinopteri; Osmeriformes; Osmeridae. The transcript has 5 exons.